This is a messenger RNA of Sander lucioperca (pikeperch), 3418 nucleotides long. RefSeq lists its product as uncharacterized. The transcript is spliced from 2 exons. The coding region runs from base 509 to 3043 and encodes 844 amino acids. The record is from RefSeq and is a predicted model, not a curated record. Lineage: Eukaryota; Metazoa; Chordata; Actinopteri; Perciformes; Percidae.
UCAGGGCUAGAAUGAGAACGGUCGCUGGGAUAUUUUAUCAGCGGUAGCUAACAGAUAUAAAAACGUAAGCAGACUGUAACAGAGUUAUAACUGCAAUGCUUAGUAGCGCCACACGGCGGUGCCUCCCUCUGUUAGUAUGGCAGUGAAGACGUGCCGCUGCAGCUUUCUCCCCUCGGACCGAGACACAUCAAGCGAGACUUCACUAACGAGUUUUACUGUAAAUAUAGCGCCGUGGACACCUGACAUUGUAUGGUCCAUGUUGUAGAAUAAAGUAGCCUAUCAGUGUAGAAUAUCCGUUUAGUUGUCUGUCAACUCUUUGAGCUAACUGGCUAACUGCUAGCUCUCUCCAACACCAUUCAUUUUACAAGACUUAGCUAUGCCUCCAGCUGAAACCGAGUAAAGAGCGGUCAGAGAGUGCGGCUGGUGCCUAGCAACGGUUGCUAAGCUGCACCCUGCUGGGGGGCGGGGCUUAGCUGGAACGUCCCUUGAUCUGACCUCAGGUUCGAUAAUGCCUUUCAUCCAUUAUAUGCCUUUCAUGAAUGACAUUUUGCCUAUAAGACAGAUUCAGACAUUAGGGAAAAUCAUUCUAUACUAUGGUUUACUCUACAUUGGUUUACUUAUAUCUGCUCAAAAAGCUUCUGACAAACCUGUACCUGUAAAACAAGACAAGACAUUCAGAAAACGCACCCUAUCUAAUACAACCACCAUGACUGAAAUGGAAAGUUCCGAGACAGAGGAGAUAUUGAAGAUCAGAGUGGAAGAAGUUCGUCCAGUGGUUGAGUCCUUUUUCAAAAGGUUGACAUUGGAACAGCAGAGAUUGGUGACGCAAGAUGCAGCUGAUGAUGCCACAUCAACAUUGUUGGCGGAGAUGAUUUUGGACCUAAUAUCACUAGUUUCUAAAUCCAUUUUGGCAACUCUGCAGAAUAAAUGCAGCCAAAUAAUCUCUGAGGAGCGUGUUCAGUCCGGUCUGGGAGACACACUUCUUCUGUCUUUUGCUGAGGUUCUUCAAGUAAAGGACCCAGUCCACUGUGACAGCUCAAAGAACUUAAACAACAUGUUUGAUACAGAGGUUGCAGAAAGCAUUUACUCUGCUAUCACCAAUAGUGCGGAUACUUUGGAACCUGUAUUUAGUGAGCGUGUAACUCCUCCUCACAGACUUAAUAUGAUGGUACGACACGCCUUUAAUAUGUUGAAAGCAUUUAUGGGCAAGAUGAAAGAGGUUUCGUGCUCAUGUCGACCACGUAAACCACGAACAAGACAGGACAUCUCCAUACAGAAGGCCGCUGAUGGACAACAAGAGAUGGACGAUCAAGAGGAGGCAGAUACUGAUCACUACCAGUCAGCAGCCAGAUCUGUGGAAUCAAAAACCCCGGACAAGGUCUCCAGAGCAUCAGAGCACUUUGUGAGUGUAACAACCACAGCUGUGAGGGAAAUAAUUACAAAUGAGGUCAGUGGACUCACAGAACCUCUACUGCAAGAAAUGACCGACUCGGAGUAUGAGCAGCUGCGAUCUGACACCUCACAGGAGAUUCAAAUUAUUUCAGAUGACAUUACUUACUUAAUUGUUCAGGAGGUUAACAGUCUGGAAGAGCAAGAUGCUGCAAGUAUUAGUCCAGAACCCACAGAGACAAGGGUUACCCCAGAAGCCAGAGGGACAUGUAUCACCCCGGAAUCCAGAGAGAAACUGUCCUUAAAAGGAGUGGGGAGCAAGAUAAAAAUCUUUUUUGCCGCGCAGUUUGCCAAACUGUCAAUACAUCGCAUGGCGACUCAACUAGACAACCAAUUCUACCCCGACUCCAAAGUUAAAAGUGAGAAGUCAAUGCAGUCCUUUGUGACUGAUGUUGAUUCUCUGUUUUCAAAAGAUGGUGUAAAACAACAAGUUGGAAGUGAGGUUGUUUAUAGUAAAUUGCAGGAUAUUUCCAACGGUAAAGACCAGGUGUUCAAAGAAGAGCUUAGUGGUCUCCUCUACAGUUACGUCUCUGAGGGGAGGAUUCCAGAGACUGUCCCAGGAUCAAAUGAAAGGACACUGUCUGCUUCCCCAUCCCGUGAUACAGUGUAUGGUGAAAUACAUUGUAAAGUGUGGCGUUACCUUGGACUGAUGAAGUGGUGGCUGUGCACACGGGCUGGCACACACAGUAACAAGAUGAAAAAAGCUUUCAAGAAUAUUGAGUCACUAUCACCCACCGCUACACCGACGCCCUCACCCACACCUAUACCCACACCUACACCUACACCCAAACCUACACUUAGGCAUACGCCCUCACCCACACCUACACCCAAACCUACACUUAGGCAUACGCCCUCACCCACACCUACACCCACACCUACACCUACACCCAAACCUACACUUAGGCAUACGCCCUCACCCACACCUACACCCACACCUACACCUACACCCAAACCUACACUUAGGCAUACGCCCUCACCCACACCUACACCCAAACCUACAAAUGCGCAUACGCCCAAACCUACAUCUACGCAUACGCCCAAACCUACACCUACGCAUUCGCCCAAACCUACACCUACGCAUACGCUCAAACCUACACCUACGCAUUCGCCUACACCCAGGUCUACACCUACGCCCAAACCUACAGUCACAGUAUCUGAGGAGGCCGCUGCCAGACCUGUGCAGAAUUCAACAGCACAGGCAGAGAAAAAUAAAAUUUCCAUCAGGCUACUUGUGCAGAUGUUGGUUUUGCGGACCUUUAACAAAGCGAAGGUGAACACAACAAUUGGAAAUUCAAAAACCAUCAUUGAGCGCCUGUUCAAGAAGAUAUGGGCUGAAGUCGAGGGAGAAGAUUUUCAAAUCACCAAUGACACUUACAAACACCUCAGCAAGGCCAUUUUAAAGGACAUGUGCAAGAAGUGGGGCUGUGCAGAGGACAUGCUGAUUUCAAUGAAUCUAGACGAACCAGCAGUUGACAAAUGUAUUGUCUCCUUCUUCAAAGACCACCUGAUGAAACCAAGGAAGCAAAGCAUCAUCAAAAGAUUCUUCUCCUCCAUUCAGGGUUUGGCCAGGGACUCUUUAUUGAUUGGACUAUAGUGAUUGAUUUGACUCUGUUGUGAGGAUUGUCUUUGUAGGGCAUAGACCAGUGUAUAGUGUAUAUAGGACAGAGACCAGUGAAUGGCCUCUGUAGGACGGAGACCAAUGAUUGGCUUGCGUGGAUUUACUCCAGGUGCUCCGGAUUCUUCCCACUUCCCUUUAAACCAUGCAGCAAUUGGGCACUAACAACAUCUCCCCAACACUAGUUGGUUUCAUGUUUUACAAUAAACAACACAAUUUAAAAAAAUAAAAAUCUGCUGAUCUCUCUUAUCAUUGGUUGUAAAUAUUCAACUCGUGCAGAAGUUCUGCCAAUUAAGUUUUACCCAGGUCAAAUGUUUGUGAAGAAAAUACAAAAAAAGUCAGUCAUCAAAUGUU